Camelina sativa (false flax) is the source of this 2425-nucleotide messenger RNA. The record is from RefSeq and is a predicted model, not a curated record. Lineage: Eukaryota; Viridiplantae; Streptophyta; Magnoliopsida; Brassicales; Brassicaceae.
UGUGUAUUUCUCUUGGUGGUACUAGUUAUUUAGACCUUGGACAUGUUUCUAGGCUUGUAGAAAUGGUUUUUUAGUCUUACGUUUUUGCUUCUCUGCAGCCUUCUUCAAGUGUAUUCUGCUGCAUUUUGCCUUCUCUGAUGCAAAAGAUUAUUUUUCUCUUUUAGUUAUUUACUUGUGUUUUCUUCUAAUAAACUUGAUAUUGAGUUAGUUUAUAGCAAAUGGUGUAUGACGACAUCAUCACUUGUUACACUUUCAGAAAUUCUUCCCUUUCUCUUUUGGGUUAUGCACUUAAUUUGACCUUGGCUACUCUGUGCGUUAUGCUUUUGUGAAGAUAUUAUCUAUCAUGGUUUUUUGAGACUCCAUUUUACUUCUGCAUCUUGAUUACCUGAUAUAUGUUGAGUCUGACCACUAGUAUUUCUUAUAACUAGAGCGUAGUGAACUAUAGAAAGAUAUUGAACAGUUGUGCAUGCAACAAGGUGGACCUAGAAUUCUUGGUGUGGCUACUCGGAUGCAUUUCCAGAGGACAGCUAGCUUGGAGCAGGAGUUAGAGAGCUUAAAACUGAAGUUGGCUGCUUGCACAAGAGAGAAAAACAAUCUUCUAGAGGAGCUUGCAGAAGCUUAUCGUGUAAAAGCUCAGUUAGCAGAUUUACAUGCUGGAGAAGUAGCAAAGAACUUGGACGCAGAAAAGCAAGUUAGGUAUUUCCAGGGUUCUGUGGCUGCUGCUUUUUCUGAAAGAGAUAAAUCAGUAAUGGAGGCCGAGAAAGCUACAGAGAACGCUGAAAUUAUGUCACAGAGACUUGGUGAAACUGAGAAGCGGUUGGAAGAACUCAGCUCAGAUUGUCUUGCACAGAAGAGACUAAAUGACACAUUGCAAGCUGACUUGGCAAAACUUGAAGAACAGACUAGAACAUAUGCAGAAGUGAUUGAGAAGUUCUUUGAUAUUCGUAAAGCUUCGCUCUGUGAGUCCCUUGAAAUGAGUUUGCCUGAUAAAUGUGCAAGUUUAUUGGAUGAUCCUAUAGAAUCAUGGACUUUCAAUGAUCCUUCAACAUCAGAAUAUGUAGCUGCAGUGGAAGGAGAGUUGAGAUCGGUUAAAAACACUGUGGAUAAUCUUCAGAGUAAAUUACGAGUGGGCUUAGAGAUUGAGAAUCAUUUGAAGAAGAGGGUUCGUGCGUUGAAAAAGAAGAAUAUUGUUGCAGACGGGAUGAUCGUUAAUGGCAUUACAGACAUGCGACAUCAUCAUUCUCAACUGAGGGCCUACAUCAUUGAUUUACUUAAUGAGGAAGGACUAUACAUUAAAUCGCUUUCCAAAAAUCUAGAAGAAAAACUUAAGCUUUACUCAUCGGAGAUACAGGAUGUAGUGCCACUACAACAUGAUAUGAAGCCUGAUGAAUCUGAAUGCCGGGAUGUGCAUAUAACCACAGUUGUUGAAUCUUCCCAAGUAACUAAGCUUGCGGAAUCUAGUAUUGCCAAAAUCAUGGGUGAAAGUGGAGGGGAUGCAUCUGAAGCCUUUGCACAAGCAUUACAAGAGAAGGUUGGCGCUCUGUUACUUCUAUCACAGCAGGAAGAGAGACAUUUACAUGAAGAAAAUGUCAAUGCAGCUCUCCAGCAGAAAGUAGAUGAGCUUCAAAGAAAUGUCUUGCAGGUUACCAACGAAAAGGUGAGAACCCUUAUGGAGUUAGCACAACUACGUCAGGAAUAUCAGUCGCUAAGAGACAAAAUGAGUGGUACAAGAGAGGAAGAAACGACAGGAAACAGUGGCAAGAUAUCUAUCACCAAUGAGAAAGAGGGAAGACUAAAGAAUAUGUGGAAGAAGUCUUACUUAAAUCGUUGGAUCGACCCAAGUGCAAGAGGCGGAGGUCACUUGAACACUGAAGCAGAUUAUGCCAGUAACAUUGAUUAUGCAAGAAUGAAAGUCGAAUACGCAGCUAUAAAAGAGAGCCUGGAAAGCCUGGGACACUUGACGACGUCAAUCCGCAGGCUUCGACUUGCGCUCUUGCAGGUUAAGGAGUCGAAUGAUACUGAAACAACUGAGAGAAGAUGUGAAGUAGCGAUUGCCAACAUCCUCGUGGAGGCAACCCAUUUGAAGACUGCCCUUGGUAUCUCCAUACCCAUAAGCUGGUCAGCUGAAUCAGACGUUGAAUCUGUUGCUGACGGUGAAUCGAGCUGUGAGAGGACGGAUUCUGUUUCUGCUUCAGGAUAUGAGAUGGUGGAGCUUGUUAUUCUAGCUGCCGAGAUAAUGAAAGAACAAAACCAUUGAAAUUCAUUCUUCGGUUCGCUGCCAGUAUCUUUUGUUGGUCUGUGCAUAUGAUUUAUUGAGAAUCCUUCUCAUGGACAUUAAUUCUUCAUUAGUCGUUAGGUUGGUUCAGUAUUGUGGUUUGUUAAUUUAUAACUGGGUUGCUUUUUAACUUAGCAUGCCUCUAUAUCU